AUGGCCAGGCUUGGCGACAUCCUACGGUCUUGUUUCACUUACGGGACCAUGACCCUCGGUGUUUUCUUGAUUAUGCCGUUCAAGAUGAGCAACAAGCUUCACGAGGCGUAUUUCGCGCGCUUCGCCUUUCCCAUACUAAUGUACCUGUAUGGGGAAAGAACGAAUGAGGUUCGUCGGAAGGCGGUGUCCCAGCUGACGGGCCUGGUGUCUCACGAUGCCAUUCUUAAGAAGGAAGGCGCCAUCAGGGUCUUGGAGAUCGGUGCCGGUUUCGGCGCCAACUUCGCGUACAUGCAGCGGAAGGUGAAGUACUGGAACGUGGACCCCAACGCCGAGUUCGAUGACGGAUUCCGAAAGAACAUGGAAAAGUACCCUAACGUGGAAAUGGAGAACUGGAUUCACGAGUACGCUGAAGACAUGCGGGGAGUUCCCGAUGGCCACUUCGACGUCGUGCUGAUAACUUACGUGCUUUGCUCCGUGACCGAAAUGGAAAAGGCUCUGGCAGAGUGCCGGAGAGUGCUGUCCAAGGGCGGCAGAUUGGUAUUCCUGGAGCACGUGGCCCAUCCAGAAGGUACCUGGGGCUUCUUCGUGCAAACGCUGCUCAACCCGAUGUGGAGUUUCUCCUUCUGUGGAUGUCACGUAAACAGGAGACCGGAACGCCUCUUGAAGGCUGCAGGCUUUGACCAGAUUGAACUUACCCAAGUGCAUGUGUCUAUUCCCACAGUGCUGAGCCCCCAGGUGUACGGCUCCGCCGUUGUAGUCAAGGCCUGA
Molecule: messenger RNA, 768 nt
Organism: Ixodes scapularis (black-legged tick)
Lineage: Eukaryota; Metazoa; Arthropoda; Arachnida; Ixodida; Ixodidae
Product: methyltransferase-like protein 7B
Exons: 2
Coding region: 1-768 (255 amino acids)
Molecular function (GO): S-adenosylmethionine-dependent methyltransferase activity
Source: RefSeq, a predicted model, not a curated record